Molecule: messenger RNA, 258 nt
Organism: Sclerotinia trifoliorum
Lineage: Eukaryota; Fungi; Ascomycota; Leotiomycetes; Helotiales; Sclerotiniaceae
Source: the annotation of a GenBank genome assembly
AUGGGCCGACCACCUCGUGAUCAUCCAAUGCCCAUCCAGCAGCAAGCACCAGCCAACAUUCUUGAUCGCCGAGCAGCAGCAGAAGCCGAACCUGACGACUAUCUCCCAACAUACGAAUACAAUGCGCCAGCGGGGCACGCACUUCCUCGGCCUGGAUGGGGCGAAGCUCUCGAGCGCCCAUCACCCUCUCCUCCAGGACAGGCGGAGAUCGCACAAUUUCUCCCCCUUUGUCCCAGAACCCGCAGUGCCACAACCUAG